This is a messenger RNA of Rosa rugosa (rugosa rose), 1814 nucleotides long. RefSeq lists its product as uncharacterized. Lineage: Eukaryota; Viridiplantae; Streptophyta; Magnoliopsida; Rosales; Rosaceae. Gene Ontology annotation, molecular function: GTPase activity. The transcript has 10 exons. The record is from RefSeq and is a predicted model, not a curated record. The coding region runs from base 726 to 1538 and encodes 270 amino acids.
CGUUUGUUUGCCCGGAUAAGUGACUUGAUAGGAUUAAAAAUUAUCUGUCUAGCUGUUUGGCAAUCUGGAUUUCUAUGGAUUGGAAAUUUCAAUUCCUAUCAGAGUAGGAUAUAUAAUCCUGUUGAAUAGGUGGGAUAAGAAGUGGAUAUAAAUUUUGAGAGACAUUGACCCUAUCGCGAAACAGAUACGCGCCAAGCCGCCGACAACAACCACCGGCCUUCCAUCUUCAUCCCAUCCUAGGUGGCCAAUACCAUUCAAUUCUGGCCAUAUCCGGCAAAACCCAGCCAAGUUCGCCGACAUCUUCCUCUUCAGCUAAGUUCCGCCAAUCUCCGGGCAAUUUUCGGUCCUCUCUGACCUCCAUUACAUCUGUAUUCUUCGUCUCCUGCCAAUCCAACGUUCUUUCUAUAUUUUUUUUCUUUCUGAAAAGGAGAGAGUUCCAAUCCAAUUCAAAAUCUGAUGUAACAAACAAAGUAUAAGGUUAAGAAUUUCUUCGCCAAUCCAAUCCAAUUAUCUAUCCUAGUCCAUUCCUAUCUUGGUUGCCAAACGUGGCCUUAGUGUCAGUGAAGCAGGGUUGUUUUAUGGGAUUGAAGGAUAGCCUCGAGUGGUUGUUGGCCUUUGGUGUUUGGUGUGCUGCUGUUGGAGCCCUUUCAUCUUUCCCAAUAUUUAACUUUCUCCAUCUCUUUGUCUGAAUCAGCAACCUAGCAAGCAAACCCAGAUAUCCCAAAAUGGGUUAUGCACAGCUAGUUAUUGGCCCUGCAGGCAGUGGCAAGUCCACUUAUUGCUCCAGUUUGCACCGACACUGUUUAGAUAAUGGAAGGACUCUACACAUUGUUAACUUGGAUCCUGCUGCAGAGCAUUUUGACUACCCUGUGGCUUUGGAUAUCAGGGAGCUUAUUAACUUGGAUGAUGUUAUGGAGGAACUUGGACUGGGUCCCAAUGGUGGACUUAUGUACUGCAUGGAACACCUUGAAGAUAAUCUGGAUGAUUGGCUUGCGGAGGGGUUGGAGGAUUACCUGGAUGAUGACUACUUAGUUUUUGACUGCCCAGGCCAAAUAGAACUUUUUUCUCAUGUGCCUAUGCUUCGGAACUUUGUGGACCAUUUAAAGAGCAAGAGUUUCAACGUUUGUGCCGUAUACUUGCUUGAUUCACAGUUCAUGACUGAUGUGACCAAGUUUAUCAGUGGGUGCAUGGCAUCUCUUUCUGCAAUGGUUCAACUUGAAUUACCGCAUGUUAACAUUCUCUCCAAAAUGGAUCUUGUGACGAACAAAAAGGAUAUUGAAGAUUUCUUGAAUCCAGAGCCCCAAUUUUUGUUGUCAGAGUUGAACAAACGCAUGGCUCCUCAAUUUGCAAAGCUUAACAAGUCUUUGAUGGAACUGGUUGACGAUUAUAGCAUGGUGAGUUUUGUGCCACUUGACUUGAGGAAGGAGAGCAGCAUAAAAUAUGUAUUGGCUCAAAUUGAUACCUCGAUUCAGUUCGGAGAAGAUGCUGAUGUGAAGGUUAAGGAUUUUGAUCCAGAAGAUCCAGAAAACGACAGCUGAUUAUACAUUUUAACCUUUUGAUCCAGACAUAAUUGUUGUAGCUCGAAAUUUGUGAGAAGUGAAGGUGGUGAAUUCGUGGUGUCAUUGUCAAUAUUUAGGGCCAAAUUAUGAAAACUCUUCCUUGAAUCAUGACAAUUAUAUGAAAGAGUAAUUCUAUGGAGGAACGCAUUUUUUUGAUAAAGCGUACCGCAUGAACUUAUUAUGUGGUUUGGUUUGAGGAGUUCAAUAUGAAUGAUGAAUGCAUUUUAGCAUGAAUCUUUUGGUUAACCAUAUCAA